GCAUACUAUCACCACUAUGUGUUGUACACUUCCUUUCAAGACCCAGAAAUGUCGAAGAGAGGACGUGGAGGAGCGGCGGGAGCCAAAUUCCGGACCUCACUGGCUCUGCCAGUGGGGGCUGUGAUGAACUGUGCUGACAACACAGGGGCCAAGAACCUGUUCGUCAUCGCGGUGUACGCCAUCGGCGGCCGCCUCAACCGUCUGCCGUCGGCCGGCAUCGGCGACAUGUUCGUGGCCUGCGUGAAGAAGGGCAAACCCGAGCUCCGCAAAAAGGUCAUGCAGGCGGUGGUGGUGCGGCAGCGGAAGAGCAUCCGCAGAAAGGAUGGCACCAUCAUCUACUUCGAGGACAAUGCAGGCGUCAUCGUCAACAACAAGGGCGAGAUGAAAGGCUCGGCUGUGACGGGGCCCGUCUCCAAAGAGUGCGCCGACCUGUGGCCCAGGAUCGCCAGCAACGCCAGCUCAGUUCAAUAGCCUGUCCACACACACACGAAACUGCAAAUAAAGAAAAAAAACUUC
Molecule: messenger RNA, 516 nt
Organism: Pollicipes pollicipes
Lineage: Eukaryota; Metazoa; Arthropoda; Thecostraca; Pollicipedomorpha; Pollicipedidae
Gene: RpL23
Product: ribosomal protein L23
Exons: 5
Coding region: 49-471 (140 amino acids)
Biological process (GO): translation
Cellular component (GO): ribosome; cytosolic large ribosomal subunit
Molecular function (GO): structural constituent of ribosome; large ribosomal subunit rRNA binding
Source: RefSeq, a predicted model, not a curated record